Messenger RNA from Melozone crissalis (California towhee), 1906 nucleotides. It is a transcript of the gene PWWP2B, whose product is annotated as PWWP domain containing 2B. The transcript is spliced from 3 exons. NCBI's taxonomy places the organism in Eukaryota, Metazoa, Chordata, Aves, Passeriformes, Passerellidae. Bases 1 to 1842 code for a protein of 613 amino acids. The record is from RefSeq and is a predicted model, not a curated record. Gene Ontology annotation, cellular component: nucleus; nucleoplasm.
AUGGCCGAGCCCGGGGCGGCGGCGGGGGACGCGGCGGAGGCGCCGCCGCCGCGGGUGGGCGCGUGGGUGCCGGUGCUGGUGGAGCAGAUGGUGAACGACACGCUGGUGGUGACGCUGAGCUGCGGGGAGCGGCGCUUCACCGGCGUGCUGCUGGACUGCUCCAAGAGGUCUGGAUUGUUCUGUCUGCCAUCGUCCUUCCCGAAGCACGAGGAGCCUCCCGCCGGUGGUGCCUGCGCUACCGGAGCCGCCGAGGGCAGGGGAGCCGCUGAAGGCAGGGGUGCCGCCGAGGGCAGGGGAGCCGCCGACGGCAGGGGUGCCACCGAGGGCGAUCCAGAGCCGCGGCCCGCCGGCCCCCUGCCCGCCGAGGAGCCGCUGCCGCCGCUGCUGCCCGCCCCGGGCGGCCUGCCGCCCUUCCCGCCCUACUUCGAGGGAGCGCCGUUCCCCCGGCCCCUGUGGCUGCGGCACACCUACAACCAGUGGGUCCCGCAGCCGCCGCCGCGGACCGUAAAGAGGACGAGGAGGCGCUUGUCGCGCAACAGGGACCCGGGCAGGCUCAUCGUGAGCACCAUCCGGCUGCGGCCCCGGCAGGUGCUCUGCGAGAAGUGCAAGAACACGCUGAGCCCCGAGGACGCCGGCGCGCCGCGGCAGAACGCCAAGACCAGGAGGAAGCUGAGCGUCCAGGACAAGGAGCAGAAGAAGCACGGCGACUCCGACUACGUGGAGAAAAGAAACAAAAGAGAGAAGAGGGAGGAUGACAAGUUUUCUGGGGAACUGGUGCAUCGAACGCCAGUUAUAAAAAUAUCCUACAGUACUCCGCAAGGGAAAGGUGAAGUGGUAAAAAUCCCUUCCCGGGUUCAUGGCUCAGUCAAACCGUUCUGUCCGGAGCCGGUGCUGCAGAACGGAGCCGGGGACCAAGAGGAGAGCGGGGACUCUGAACGGUGUCGACAAACCAAAUGUUUAAUGGACAAGUCAGCAGGCAGCCCGCUUGCUUCCAUUCCAAAACUGAAGCUCACGCGGCCAGUGCAUUCCAGCGUGGAUGUCCCGCCCCCAAAGAUACGGCUGAAGCCCCAUCGCAUCAACGAUGGCGAGAGUGUUUCAAUCUAUAAGGCAGAACUGAUUGACGAAAUCAAUGUCCUCCAGAACAGCAGGGAGUCCGAUCCCGGAGCGUUUUACAACGAUGAGUCCGCCGACAGAAGUUUAGCCGAGAUGUCUUCAGGCAGUUCAGGGGAAGAUGAUGACUUCAAAAGGUUUCCCCAGGGUAAAGAUGGACAUGAUAACUUGGCUUUCCUCAUGAAUUACCGUAAAAGAAAAGCAGAUUCUUCUAGUUUAUCGGUGUGUAGCAAUGACAGUCUAGAUGAAUCCAAGUCUUCUAGUUCAGAAGUGACAUCACCAGAACUGUGUGACUUUUUGCCUGGUGAUGAUGCCUCUGUCUCUUCAUCUUCAAAAGAUGAGCGUAAAAUUGUGCCCCCGCUGACAGUCAGACUGCACACCCAGAGUGUGUCUAAAUGUGUUACAGAAGAUGGAAGGACUGUUUCAGUGGGGGAUAUUGUCUGGGGUAAAAUUCACGGGUUUCCGUGGUGGCCAGCACGUGUCCUUGACAUAAACCUUAGCCAGAAGGAAAACGGGGAACCUUCGUGGCGAGAAGCUAAAGUGUCAUGGUUUGGUUCUCCGACCACCUCGUUCUUGUCUGUCUCAAAACUCUCCCCUUUCUCGGAAUUUUUCAAACUGAGGUUUAAUCGCAAGAAGAAGGGCAUGUACCGGAAAGCCAUCACGGAGGCUGCAAAGGCAGUCAAGCACCUGACUCCAGAAAUACGAGAUCUCUUAACGCAGUUUGAGACAUAACUUUGCCUCCAGUAUCAGGUAACAGAAGACGAGCACAGCUGUUCUCCUAGCGGGUCACCGAGUC